Aspergillus ochraceoroseus IBT 24754 is the source of this 928-nucleotide messenger RNA. RefSeq names its product acyl carrier protein (gene acpA). The transcript is spliced from 6 exons. Gene Ontology annotation, cellular component: mitochondrion. The record is from RefSeq and is a predicted model, not a curated record. Gene Ontology annotation, biological process: fatty acid biosynthetic process. Lineage: Eukaryota; Fungi; Ascomycota; Eurotiomycetes; Eurotiales; Aspergillaceae. The coding region runs from base 310 to 723 and encodes 137 amino acids. Gene Ontology annotation, molecular function: acyl carrier activity; acyl binding.
AAUUGACGAAGUUCGAACUGCUUUUGGUUUUCGCAGGUUCGGCUUAGGUCAUUGCUUUCCCCCAUCCCGUGAUUGGCCGACUGCAGCAACGCCAAAUUGAGAACGAGAGAGACUCGCAGAACUUCAGAAAUUCCUCCCAUCACCAUCUCUACCUCACCUCUUAAUCUUCAUCUUCCCCCCCCUCUGACUUUUCUCUUCGAGGUAUCCUCCGCUCUUUUGAAUCUUCCUCUUUCUAGUGUUCUUCCUUCUAAUCUGUCUCUAGGCAAUCUCUCUCCCCGACCUCCUCUAAACUCCCCCCCCCCCGUCAUCAUGUUCCGUUCCGCUGUUGUCCGCUCAUUGAGGGCCUCUGUGCCUCGUGCCGUUCAGCCUCAGGCUGCUUUCCAGAUCCGUGCCUCUCCUGUGGCUCGCCCUGCUCAAUUCGCUCCUCGCUUUGCCUUCCAGGCUGUCAGACUUUACUCCGCCCCUGCCGGUCUCAGCAAGGACGAGGUCGAGGGCCGCAUAGUCAACCUGCUGAAGAACUUCGACAAGGUUUCCGAUGCUAGCAAGAUUAACGGCGCCUCUCACUUCUCAAAUGACCUCGGACUUGACAGCCUGGAUACCGUUGAGGUCGUGAUGGCUAUUGAGGAGGAAUUCAGCAUUGAGAUCCCCGACAAGGAGGCCGAUACUAUCCACAGCAUUGACAAGGCUGUCGAGUACAUCCUUGCCCAGCCCGACGCCCACUAAAUAUGUACGUAAUGCGAGGAUUCGGAGUUGGAUGGAGGGCUAGAUAUAAAAGAAGGGGAUGGUCGGCGUGCAUCUACACUGGUCUCUUUAGAGCUGGAGUAUCUGGGUAGUCGGCGACGUUAAUCUGUAUGCUGAUACAUGUCGAUGCGUUUCACCCUACUAUAUCGUGUAUAUCACUUUGAAAUGCAAUUUUGAUCCAUUUGAG